Messenger RNA from Rhodofomes roseus, 1864 nucleotides. RefSeq names its product major facilitator superfamily domain-containing protein. The coding region runs from base 179 to 1540 and encodes 453 amino acids. Gene Ontology annotation, biological process: transmembrane transport. The transcript is spliced from 7 exons. Gene Ontology annotation, molecular function: transmembrane transporter activity. NCBI's taxonomy places the organism in Eukaryota, Fungi, Basidiomycota, Agaricomycetes, Polyporales, Fomitopsidaceae. The record is from RefSeq and is a predicted model, not a curated record.
CCCCGACCAGAGCGCGUCCUGCAUCCCUGCUCUCCGAGGAAGACAACGACGCCGCAUCCCCGAGUCCCGUCGGAGCAAUGAGUUCGCCACACUUCUGCUACAAUCAAACCUCCGUCAGUUAUAAACGGUUGGUCCGGCUUGCUCUUCGACCGCCACUGGCACGACAUCCACUGUCACUAUGAGCUCGGCCGCACCCACGACCAAGAGCUCGUUCGAGGAAAAGAAGGACGUCUCUUCCUCCCCUGCUCCGCAGGAAGUAGCGAAGGCAGAACAGGAGCUUGCUCAGCAGGUGGCGGAAGCGCUUCCAGAUGGUGGUCUGCAGGCAUGGAUGACCGUCAUCGCCACCUUCCUGGCUAGUUUCAUGGCUUUCGGCACUGGAAACGUCUGGGGUAUCUACCAAGAUGCAUACACGACUCGUCCCGAUUCGCGUUUCGUGGAUGUUAGCCUGUUCAAGAUCAGUUUUGUCGGUGGUACCGCCGUGGGCUUCGGUUUCGCGGUUGGACCAUUUGGUAAUAUCCUUGUCUCUAAAUUUGGAAUCCGUGCGCCCAUCCUCCUCGGUGUACUCAUGAUGGCCGUGGCCCUUGAGCUCGCAUCGAUCGCCACCAAGUAUUGGGAACUUCUACUCUCGCAGGGGAUCAUGUUCGGAAUUGGAAGCUCGUUGGCGUACAUUCCUGCAAUCGGUCUUCCGUCACAGUGGUUCGACAAGCGCCGCGGCCUCGCCACCGGUAUCGCGAGUUCUGGAAGCGGUGUUGGUGCAGUUAUCCUCUCGCCCAUUGUGCAGUCCUCAAUAGACAACCUCGGCAUCCCUUGGGCCCUGCGCAUCGUCGGGUUCCUAUGCUUUGCUUGCGGCAUGGUCUCGCUCGCCCUGCUCCGUCAGCGAGUUGCCUCUCACAAGCAGGUUCAGUACAAAGUCUUCGAUCUCCAGGUACUGAAGGUGCCCAUGUACCCGCUGUACCUGGUCUUCGCCUUCCUUCAGUUCUUCGGCUACGUCACGCCGGUCUUCUUCAUUCCGGGCUACUGCACGGCUCUGGGCAUCUCGAACCCGAAUACCUCUGCAGUCCUGUCCGUCACAGCCGCAGUCAACUCCAUUGGACGUAUCAUCGCGGGUCGUGUCGCGGACCACUGGGGUGUAUUGAACGUCAUGAUCUCGUUCAACUUCCUCUCCGGUAUAAUGGUCCUUGCCGUCUGGCUCCCCGCGAAGAACAUUGGCGAUAUGAUGGGCUUCGGCGUCCUCUGGGGUCUCUUCAGUGGUGCAUACUGGGCCUUGUCGGUGCCAACGUCUGCGAAGAUCGUUGGCAUGGAGCGCCUCGGUUCUGCCGCUGCAAUCCAGUUCCUCAUGAACGUUAUCCCGCCCAUCUUUGCUGCACCCAUCGGUGCAAGGAUCAUCUCUGGGACGUCGAGCAGCGCUGGCGUCUUUCAAGAUAGCCGCGAAGCGUACAAGUAUGUGAUCGUGUUCUGCGCACUCACACCCAUCGUCGCGUCGCUUCUGCUCGUCCCUGUGCGUCUGCACUUUAGCAAGAAGCUGCUCGCGAAAGUAUAAGCAUGGACAUGAUGCCCCAGAGUCCUUGGCCAUUCGAUGACUGGCCUAGGAACAUGCAAGUUCACGUUGGAGGAUGUGGCUGCUAUAUGGCACAAUUGAAUGGCAUACUUACGUAGAAGAUGUCUAUUGGAUUAUGGACCUUGACAUCCUGGCUUCUGGACACCAUUUCAGAUAUCUUCCUUAGCACACUCCGCAGAGUAUGACGGUUCGCCAUACUUUUAGUUUUCUUGAUGUCAUGCAUUCAGCGCGCGAGGAAUGUCUUCGCUAUGCACUUAUUGUGACACAUCAGUAAGCCCAUUCCUUUCCUCAAGUUCAAACUUUCGU